AUGUGCUGGACAGUACCCAUCACCCCCAAACUCGAGCCACGCCACCUCUCUGCAGAAAAACAAACCAUCAUCGCAGUAACACAGGGCUUCCUCACGGCCCUCAGCACGAAAUCCUGGACCGACUUCGAAAAGUACUGCGUCCGGGCGGGAGGCAUGUCCCUGUCACCGCCAGCGCCCACAGCGCUGCGGUUCUGCACCAUCGGCUCGUUUCUUGAGUAUAUGGCGACUCUGCAAGAUACCAUCGACGAGCGGAUCUGGGAUGCCGAGGUCAGGGUGCAUGAGGACGGGAAUCUGGCGACUGUUUGGGCGCCGUUCCGGGCGAAGGUGAAUGGGGUCGUGGAUCAUGUGGGAGUGGAGCUUUUCGUUAUGCAUAAGAUUAAUGGGGAUUGGAAGGUGACUGGGUUGGCGGAUUCCUGUCGGCGACCCCGGGGAGACGAGGUGGAAAUGGAGUAG
Penicillium chermesinum is the source of this 453-nucleotide messenger RNA. RefSeq lists its product as uncharacterized. The coding region runs from base 1 to 453 and encodes 150 amino acids. NCBI's taxonomy places the organism in Eukaryota, Fungi, Ascomycota, Eurotiomycetes, Eurotiales, Aspergillaceae. The record is from RefSeq and is a predicted model, not a curated record. The transcript has a single exon.